CGUCACCCGUGGACCUUGCUUCUUUCUUCUGGGGUACCUCAACGUUUAUAAACUUCAUUACGUUUCUACCUGUAUAUAAACAGGAAGGAACAUGUCGCGAUGCCCCAGCCCUGUCAUGAGCUGCAAGGAAUUGCAAUCCCUAACGGUUCAAAACGGUGGUCUGAAUCUUAAUGGUCCUGAUGAUGUUUAGCGUAGACUCGCAUUCGUAUUCCGGGCCAUCGCCCAGUUAGCCCAGCUAAAAAAAAACCCAAGGAGAAUGGAAUAAGCUUCAAUGACUUAUGGAAUCCAUCCUCACCACAAAUUGAUGCUCCUACAUUACUGCGAUAAUCAUAUCCGAGCUAGUGGUUCAUCAGAAACAUGCUCGUCGACCCCGUCCCUCGCAUCGAUUCCCUUAUCAACAAAGCUCUCGCCUGUCACACUAUCUUCGCCUACUCCACCAGCUUACACUCUUAUCCUCGAGGUAGUUGGCGAUGAGCUCCUCGCCCUCCUUAGGGGAUGGGGACAAGAAUCCCCCCUCUGUUGCCGAAAAUCAAGUGCCUGCACCGGGGAAGGAUCAUCGUGGCCGCGUCAUUGACUUCCUCAGGGUUGAGGAGGGCGAAGUCUACACGGCUCAUUCGAGAAAGAGACCCAAGUGGUACCAGAGACUCUUAGACGCCGGCGCCGAGGAGAAUGGCAUCAAACCCGUGCCGGCGGAGCAGAGGACUAACACGGAGUACAACAAUCUGUUCACUGUAUUCUUCACAUCUCUCUUCUGCUUGCUGCCCCUCCCGACGGGCAUGCUUGCUACCCUGGAGUAUGGCAUGAGCCUUCGAGAUUCGGCCAUUAUCAUCGUCUUCUUCGCCAUGCUCACCUGUAUCCCACCGGCCUUGAUGUGUAUGGCAGGCCCGCAGACCGGGCUGCGACAACUGGUUCAGGCAAGAUACUCUUUCGGCUUAUAUCUUGUUACCAUCCCGCUUCUCUUGAACGCCGCCACCAUCAUAGGCUUCGCUCUCAUGUCGGCCAUCGUUGGCGGGCAGGCCAUUGCCGCCCUGAACCCGGAGAACGUCAGUGUUGAUAUUGGGAUCGUGGUGGUCUGCGUCGGGGCAUUCGCUGCUUCUAUAUUGGGCUACCGGGCAUUGCACUGGUGGGAACGCUGGGCUUUGCUACCCAACUUGGUUGCUAUUGUCGUUGCUGUCGGCUGCGGCGGCAAGCAUCUUCACCUCCAGAGCGACCACCUUCCGCCUCCAACUCCCUUUAAGGUCUUGACUUAUGGCGGCCUAAUUGCCGGUUAUUUCCUUACGUUCGGUGGUAUUGUCUCGGACUACUCCAUAUAUCACGACCCAGAGGGACCCAAAUGGAAGAUCUGUGUGUACACAUACCUUGGCCUCCUCACAUCGUCUGUUCCGCUUCUCAUUCUCGGCGCCGCCAUCGGCGGGGCCAUCCCCAAUGUGGACUCGUGGGCGGCUGCGUACGAGAUCUCGGGCAUCGGCGGAGUCAUCCUCGAGAUGCUAGCGCCGUCCGGCGGGUUCGGCAAGUUCAUCAUGGUCUUGCUAGCUCUCAGUGUCAUCGGGAAUAUCGCAAUGAGCAUGUACAGCAUGGCUCUUAACCUCCAAUUGCUGCUUCCCUUCUUGGCCAAGGUCCCCCGCUUCUUCUUUACUAUCGUCACCAUGGCCAUCAUGAUCCCCCUCGCCAUCCGUGUCGCCGAGGAGUGGGAGACGAGCCUGCAGAAUCUCCUCGCUCUUAUCGGAUACUGGGCCGGCUGCUUUGACGCCGUGCUGAUCGAGGAGCUUGUCGUGUUCCGCAGGAUGGACUAUACGACCUACGACCAUGCUAUCUGGAACGUCGGCCGGAAGCUUCCCAGCGGCAUCGCGGCCAUACUUGCGUCUCUUAUCAGCAUGGCCCUUGUGAUUCCCGGGAUAUCCGCGGUCUGGUACACAGGGCCUAUCGCAAAGACGACAGGGGAUAUUGGGUUCGAGAUGGCUUUCAUCGUAACCGCCAUAUUCUAUUUCCCGCUCCGAUGGCUUGAGGUCAAGUGGCGUGGCCAUCUCUGAUUUUGCUUGGCUUGAUUUAGUCAUAACCUUGUAUGAUUUAGCGAUCAAAUGCUUGGCUUCUGUGACAGAUAUAAUAGCGAUGACCAUGAAUCAUGAUACCCUGCCUUGAGUAAGAACAUAGGUU
Phialemonium atrogriseum is the source of this 2154-nucleotide messenger RNA. RefSeq names its product permease for cytosine/purines, uracil, thiamine, allantoin-domain-containing protein. Bases 471 to 2030 code for a protein of 519 amino acids. The transcript has 4 exons. Lineage: Eukaryota; Fungi; Ascomycota; Sordariomycetes; Cephalothecales; Cephalothecaceae. Gene Ontology annotation, cellular component: plasma membrane. Gene Ontology annotation, molecular function: transmembrane transporter activity. The record is from RefSeq and is a predicted model, not a curated record. Gene Ontology annotation, biological process: transmembrane transport.